Messenger RNA from Cottoperca gobio, 4277 nucleotides. RefSeq lists its product as uncharacterized. Bases 465 to 1235 code for a protein of 256 amino acids. The transcript is spliced from 2 exons. The record is from RefSeq and is a predicted model, not a curated record. Lineage: Eukaryota; Metazoa; Chordata; Actinopteri; Perciformes; Bovichtidae.
AUCUUUCAGGUCUCUGGAGGAGGAAGAAGGCUGAUCCUUUAGUAUCUUCACUGUUUUGUUGAUCACUAAGAAUAACUGCGCUCACCGUGGGACUGGCCUGGACGAGCCACACAUUCCCACGACCCCUCCUCUACACACAGAGACAAAUCAAAACACAGGCUGCAGAGGCGCUCAGGCUGGGAGGACACAGAGAGACAUGCAGAGCGGCUUUGCACCACUUUUAGUAAGAUUGUUAUUUACUAUAAAAGCUUCAUUUCAGGCUCCGCAGUGCGCGCUGUUGCGCUGCACACUGGCCACACACAGUGUGAAACACGUCGUAAUGUGAGGAGGGAUACGGUGAAAGUCUGGAUUUAACACACGGAGUGGGAGGAAUAACGCAACUCAGGAUUUGUUUGUUUUUUUAUGAUGCCGAGGAGCCCGUUUCUGUUUCGGAUUUACGUCCAAAACAAGUCUGAAGCCAGAGGAUGACGGCAGCCGGUCCCGCCUGCAGCCCUGCCUCCUCCCACUCUUCCCAGUCAUCACCUGUGUGCCUCCCAGCAUGCCAAAGACACCUGAAGAAAGGUAAAGCCCUCCAGACCCAACUGCACCUGCGCUCUGCCCCGGGCGUGUGGCUCCUGUUGGGUGUGGUGGUGGUUUUGGUGGGGAUGGCGGUUGCGGUUGCGGGCUACGUAUCCGCAGCACCGAAGCCCGUGAUGACCGGCCGAGGCAGCACCCACAUUGAGAGGAUGAAGCUGGCCGGGCCCGUGGUCAUGGGAGUGGGCCUGUUCAUCUUCAUCUGCGCCGCCACGCUGCUGUAUGAGAACCGGGAUCUGGAAGUGCUUAGACGAGGGACGCCUGACGACCUUGAGGAUCUGAAGGGGGGAGACAGCUGGGAGGAUUCACAGGAGCAGCCCAGCUUCAGCUGUCAGGAGCAGUGGGAGGAUAAAGAUGGAGGGCAGUGGGCCGCUCCGACCCACACGCUCCCCCUCUCAAACCAGAACUGUGGGUCGCCUCCCAGGAACACACCCAACAUCAGCAGCAGGCCAUCACCGCCGCCUCCUUUGGAUGCAGGAGGUAGAGAUGAAGAGGAGGAGGAGGGAAGAUCAACGCUGCUGGCCCGAGUCCUGCACCACAAGGAGCCAACUCCUCACCCUCCCUCCCCCUGCCCCUCCAUCUCCCACUCCAUGGUCUACUCAGACUCUUGCAACUCCAGUGAAAUUAAUUUCAACAUACGGACAGGCCUUCCUCAACACUGAACUUCUACAGUCUCAUAAAAUAUGCAUGAUGAGAUUCAUUUGGAAGGUUCACGUGCAGACACUCACUUAAAACGAGACUAUGCAUUCCUUAAUAAACAGAUGAAAUGUUUGGUGGUAUGUUUUAGUGCCUCCGAGUGGCGCAGUGGCUCUGAGUCACUGUCUGUGAAGGGUGUUUUUGUCCUACAUCGUUCUCUGACUCACCCACGUUUGAAAGAUUCGGAGCUGUGCUUGUUUGAUGUCAACUCACCAUCCUGUUGUCUUUGAGCUCACCCAUGCCCCAAAUCCCCAAAAGCCAACUGCUUGUUUGACCAUAUUUGGACAUGAGGAUUGCUGAAAAUUUGGGUGCCGUACUGGGACACGGACCAACUCACUCACUCUCUCACACAUACACACACACACACACACACACACAUGCAGAGGUACAGUGUCUACGUUUCCUUGCUGGAGAGGUUUUGGUUAAGAGGAUGAGCCAGAUUAGGUCCUAAAUGAGUCUUUAUCUAAUCUCACACAUACUAUAAUCUACUCUUUAUCUGAGGAAAUUGUGUCUCGGUAUAAACAAGAGAAGCGCACAAGGCCACACUCCUCUCACUCGACACCUACAGCCACGCUAUAAAUACCAGCUGCUGCUCUGUACACAUGCAAGUUUCAGUGGUUUACUGUAAUUCAACUUUUCUUUUUUUAAUUCAGUGUCGGCUGCUCAGUUUUCUCCCUUUUUCUCGAGUGUGGUGAGGCGAGAUGUUAAAGAAUGUCAAUCAGAUGGUGGAUAGAAAGAAAAGAGCAAUGACAAAAUCUGGUGAGGCUGUUAUGAGUUAUUCCUGACGCAGUUUAACUGAGAAGCGGCCCUAUGAGUCGUGUAACUGAAGCCUCACUCUCCCACCAUCCCGACCUUUCAUCUCUUCUCACUUCAUCUGAUUCCUACGCUUUAUUCAAAUAGCCCAUCCUCCAGCUCUAUCCUUGGCUUCUGCAAAAUAGAGCAAAAACAAUGCAGAGUAAAAUGUUAUCGGGUCCAAUUAAGCAAAAGUCUAAGAGGUAAAUGGGGUAGGAUUUUAAUUAUCGCCAGCAUUUUCUCCCCCAGCCUCUAAUUACACAGGGGAUCAGUCUGAAGGUUUUUAUAGGUGCUUUAGGACUGCAGAGUAUUUCCUUGUUGUUCGGGCCCAUGCUGGGAUCCUGCCAUCCAGAUGACGACUGAGACCGAAGCGUACUGUAAUUUCCAGCAACACAUUUCACUAAAAACAGCACCCAUCUCACUCUUACACACACACACACACACACACACACACACACACACACACACACACACACACACACACACACACACAGACUCAGUAGAGGGUUUUGUGUAGGUACAUUAUGCUGGAUGUAUAAUACAGUAGCAGGUAUGAGAGAGAUGUGUCUGAAUCUUGCAACAAGAUGCAAACAGCCUUCUUCACACUUAUCGCUCAGAAAAAACCCAGCUCUCACUCCUCACUAUCACACAUACAUGAGUCCUUCGCACUGUGAGAGAUGCUCUGAUGUGUUUACAUUCGUGAGGGAACGAUGCUGGAUGUCAGGGCUGCAACCAAAGAUUAUUUCCGAUUAAUCUGCAGCUCAUUUUCUCAAUUAUCGUCAAAUCUUUUUGUCUACACUCAAUUUCUAGUUUAUUAGGUACACCUAGUUAAAACUAAUGCAAUCUUAUUCAACAGUCCUGCAGUAAAUCAUUCCUUUAUGAAGGUGAUAAUGUUCAGUUUUAUGUCUAAACUGUUUUAGAGAGGUGUUGAUGUAACUGUGUGGUCAUUUUGCAGGCUACAGUUGGUGGGGGUGUUUAUACUGGCAGUGUUUCCAUUAAUGUGUCCACUCCAUUUAUAUCAAUGAGGGUAGACUUAAUAGGAAUCCUCUGUAUAAUGCGAUAUAGUAACAGCACAACCAAAUUAAAAUGCCAUCACACGUCUUUAUAUUGCCUCAUAUUGAUUGUUCUGUCUGGACAACAAUCAAAAACAGUACACUUAAAAAAAAUAUAUAUAUAUAAGACAGAUAAAAAGUAACACAUCUUCAAAGUGUUGCUUUGAAAAUUCCCCAAAAGAUUAAUCAACUAACCAUUUCAGUAUAUAUACACCAUGUCGGUAGCAGGAAACAUUUUGUGCUCUUGUCUCUUGUAGUCUCCUGUCACAUAUAGUUUGAUUUACCAGGCAUCAAUCCUCUCAGAAUCUGACAUCAAACUACCAGAGGCCAUUUUAAUAUCUUUACACACGUGCAAACAGCACUGCAGCAACACAGAAUACAAGACAUCCUUGAGGGUUCACAUGUGUGAGUGCUUGUUCUAGUGUUACAUAACUCGGCAACAUUUUUUUUUUUUUUUGCUGCAUUGAGAAUAUAACUGAAUCAAAAUCCCCUCCUCUGAGAGAUUAAUGUGUUUGUGUAUUGAUACAUAUCUAAGCAGAUGGACCGUAGGCUGUAAGCUGCUUAACCCCGCGGUGACUCAGGACAAAUUUAAUUUCUUUGUUCCGUAAGAGAGAGAGAGGAGCGAUGAUCAAUAUAUUUUAUUCCUAUAAAAGAUGUGAGUGAGUGAUCGACAAGCCAGAAGUCAAUUAAAAUACUUUUUUGUUGACCUGUUGAAGCAGGAAGUGGGAUUCAGUUGAGGGGAAACACUGAAUCCCAAACAAACAAAUACACAUCACCAUGAAACUUCCCCAGUUGGUUACUUACUCUAAGACAAUUAUUUUAUGUAUUACAAGUGUUGUGAAAAUGUAUGUUUAAAUAUGCAAAUGAGGCAUUAUCUUAUGCUAAGUUUUGGUGUAUUAAAAUAAGUGUAUUUUGGAUGUUUUCUUUCCACUUGUCUGAAAGAAGAUGUGUUGUGGAAGAGAAAUAGCCCAAACUCUCAAAAUUGACCAGUGCAUGAAAAAACAAUGUUUUUGUCUGUAUUGUCUUUGUAAGAAAAGUGAGAAGACUCAGCUGGAUGGAGAAAUGUUUUCCACUAAGGUGGGGUUUUUAACCUUUGUCCACAUCUGGCAUUCAGUAUUUAAUAAAAAACUGAGGGCUGAGUUACCAGCUUGGUUUUAUAUGUAA